GCCAACGGCGAGCAACAGAAAGUCACAUUUUGGUCCACCCGAAAAGUUCUCUUCUCUAGCCAAGUAGAGUAGUUUCCAAGGAAGAUCUAAAGAAAAAUCUCGAGAAAUCUUAAAACCAAAAUGAAGCUGUACUUAGCCUACGCAAUCCUUUUGGCCAGCUGCCUGCUGUUCGCACAGGCGGCUCCCGAGAAGAAGAACAGCCUGGCGCAGAAGUCGCGUCAGGCGGAGCAGGCUGAUGCCAAGCUGGGUGGAGUGGCCGGAUCAUCAUCCUCUUCCCCAGCUGGAGCCAAGGAUCCCUCCAGCGGGCGGCUGUUCCUCAAGAAGUUCCUGACCUUCAAGAACCUGUUCAGCAGCAGCAACCAGCCGGUGAUCCCGAUCAUCAUCACGGGCGCCGGCACAGGAACGACCACGGGAACGACCUCGCCCACCUCGCCCACGGUGACGGUGACCUCGACGGGCACCAUUCCCUCGGCCACGGGCACCAUCACCACCUCGCCGACCACCACCUCGCCCACCACCACCUCCACGGGCCGACGCACGGUGAUCAAGGGCGCCCGCUACGGCAGCCAGGACCAGGAGGAGCAGGAGCAGGGGGAGCUGGAGGACCAGAAGGACCAGGAGCAGGCGGAGGACCAGGAACUGGACCAGGCCGCCCAGAUGCCCGCCCAGGCCUAUCCCGCCGACCUGAUGGACGAGCAGGCUCUGCAGGCCGCUUUGGCUGCCGGCGCCCAGGAGUACGAGGUGGUGACCACCGACCACGAGCUGCAGGGCACCGGAGGCUCCUCCGCCGAGGGCGCGAAGGCCACCCAGUCGAACAGCAACACGAUUAGUUUGAGGCGCAAGGGCGCCCGCCGCGGCCAGGUGAUCAGCGUCCGCAUUCCGCCCCGGUACCGCCGCUACUUCAAGAACGGCCAGAAGGUGAUGCUCAACACCGGCAGUCGUCCGGGCUCCAAGCGCCGCGUCGUCCGCAAGCGGGUGCCCGCCAAGAAGGUCAACAAGGGCAACAAGCAGAACAACCGGCGGCGCAACGGCAACAAGAAGAACCGUCGCAACCGCAACAAGAACCGCCGCAACCGCCUGACCGCCGUCUAGGGAUCGCGAUCGAGGGACUUCCACGAUAUCCGACUUCACGACUUCGGGGGAUCCGGAUUCGAUUCCGGCCAUCCACACGAGCAUGAGCAUUUUUUUUUUCUAAUUUAUUGUAGCCUAACUUGCGACCGCCACACUUCCUGCGGCAGGAUAUACCAUUAAUAAAGCCCUUUCAAAAGUAA
This is a messenger RNA of Drosophila takahashii, 1271 nucleotides long. RefSeq lists its product as uncharacterized. The record is from RefSeq and is a predicted model, not a curated record. Lineage: Eukaryota; Metazoa; Arthropoda; Insecta; Diptera; Drosophilidae.